UACCCCUGGUCUUUAUUUCUCUCUUUCUUUCACGUACGAGUUAGAGAAAAGAAAUCCAUCAUGGCUUCCGAACCUCGUAAAGUUGUGGUUCAUCUUCGAGCUACUGGGGACGCCCCAAUUCUCAAACAGGCGAAAUUCAAGAUUGAUGGGUCAGACAAAUUUGUCAAAGUAAUUGAUUUUUUGCGCCGCCAGCUUCACAGAGACACGUUGUUUGUAUAUGUCAACAGUGCCUUUUCACCUAAUCCAGAGGAGUUGAUAACUGACCUGUAUAACAAUUUUGGUAUUGAUGGUAAACUGGUGGUGAAUUAUGCUUGCUCUAUGGCAUGGGGUUAACCAUCAUCUAUUAAUUGACAUUGUACAGCUAUACCCAAUUGAAAGAGUUGUAUACCUGUGAUUCUCCGACUUGAAGCGGGAGUAAUUUUGGACACUGUUGUCAGUUGUGGAGUUGUUUGAACUGGUACUCACAAGAGUGAAACAAUUUCGGCUACUAAUUGAUCCUUAGCAUGUUAUGUCAUGUCAACAGCAAGCAGAAUACAUCUUCAUGCUUCAACCUGAUUUUUCUCUGAUCAAGGCAGCUUCUUAUUGAUGUGAUUGGUUAGAUCAGCUGAUUGCUUAUUCUUUGGAGUAAAUUAUGCUAUAUGACCUGAUCUUUAUGUUUUGGAAAUUCUGUCCAAUGUCUAAUGCACCAAUGUUGACCUGUACCAUUA
Molecule: messenger RNA, 707 nt
Organism: Coffea eugenioides
Lineage: Eukaryota; Viridiplantae; Streptophyta; Magnoliopsida; Gentianales; Rubiaceae
Product: ubiquitin-like protein ATG12
Exons: 6
Coding region: 61-333 (90 amino acids)
Biological process (GO): nucleophagy; autophagy of mitochondrion; C-terminal protein lipidation
Cellular component (GO): Atg12-Atg5-Atg16 complex; phagophore assembly site membrane; cytoplasm
Source: RefSeq, a predicted model, not a curated record